Aureococcus anophagefferens is the source of this 915-nucleotide messenger RNA. RefSeq lists its product as hypothetical. The record is from RefSeq and is a predicted model, not a curated record. The transcript has a single exon. The coding region runs from base 1 to 915 and encodes 304 amino acids. Lineage: Eukaryota; Pelagophyceae; Pelagomonadales; Pelagomonadaceae. Gene Ontology annotation, molecular function: oxidoreductase activity, acting on the CH-OH group of donors, NAD or NADP as acceptor; NAD binding; NADP binding.
AUGGCCGCCGCGAAGCUCGGCCUCGUCGGCCUCGGCAACCUCGGCAUGGAGUUCGGCCUGCGCGCCGUCGCCGCGUCGCGGUCCGUCGUCGCCCACGACGCGUCGCCGCGCCUCGCCCUCGCCGGCGCGGCGCGCGCCGACUCCGUCGGCGCCGUCGUCGCCGCGGCGCCGACGGUCGUGAGCGUCGUGCCCGACGACGCGGCGGCGCGCGCCGUCGCCGACGAGCUCCUCGCGGCCGCCGCGGGCCGCGGAAGCGACGCGCCGCCGCUGCUCCACGUGAGCUGCUCGACGAUCUCGCCGGCGGCGUCCGCGUCGCUCGCGGCGGCGCACGCGGCCGCGGGCGUCGGCUACGUCGCCGCGCCCGUCUUCGCGCGGCCCGAGAACAUGCGCGCGGGCCAGGCGUCCUUCGCCGUCUCCGGCGGCGACGCGGCGCUCCGGGCGCGCGCCGUGACCGACGCGCUGGCGUGCGCGGCGCCGCGCGAGCGGUGCUUCGACUACGGCGACGCGCCGGGAGCGGCGAACGUCGCCAAGCUCUGCGGCAACUUCCUCAUCGCCGCGUCCAUCGAGGCGCUCGGCGAGAGCCUCGCGCUCGCGGAGGGCCACGGCGUCGACCGCGAGGCCGUGCUGGCGAUGCUCGCGUCGACGAUCUUCGACUGCGCCAUCUACAGGGGCUAUGGCGGCCGCGUCGCGGGCCGGGACCACGCGCCGGGCGGCUUCGCGCUCCACCACGGCCUCAAGGACGUCGGCCUCGUCCAGAAAGCCGCGCAGGACGCGCGCGUGCCCAUGCCCCUCGGGUCCCUCCUCGUGGACCAGUUCACGGCCGCGUCCAACGACGCGGCCCUCGCGGGCCUCGACUGGUCCGCCCUGGGCCUCCACGUCUCCAAGAACGCCGGCGUCGACGCGUCGUCGAAGUAG